This is a messenger RNA of Annulohypoxylon truncatum, 1836 nucleotides long. RefSeq lists its product as uncharacterized. NCBI's taxonomy places the organism in Eukaryota, Fungi, Ascomycota, Sordariomycetes, Xylariales, Hypoxylaceae. The coding region runs from base 320 to 1447 and encodes 375 amino acids. The record is from RefSeq and is a predicted model, not a curated record. The transcript is spliced from 7 exons.
CAUUGCCCCGCCUCUUUUUUUGUUCGGCCCACAAGUUCUUCCCAUCGAACUGUGGGAUCGGUGCAUCAAACCAGCUUCGUUCCUCCCUUUUCUCCCACACUCUCGCCCCAGAAGCAAUUAACUGUCCGACUCUUCUACCUUAAAAUCAACUUCCACCUAACAAACAACUCCUCUCCUCGUUGUCUUUUGUCCACAACAGGCUUCGACAAAACACCAUCACCUUUGCUCUCACGAUCUGGGAAUCGCGUGGGCUGAAAGUAACGACCUCAUUCUCUUCUUUUAUUAAUCUUUCGAUACCUAACCUACGUAAUCCAUCACAAUGGAGGAGGAAGUUGCUGCCCUCGUUAUCGACAAUGGUUCGGGUAUGUGCAAAGCCGGUUUCGCCGGUGAUGAUGCUCCCCGAGCUGUUUUCCCAUCUAUUGUCGGUCGUCCCCGUCAUCAUGGUAUCAUGAUUGGUAUGGGCCAGAAAGACUCGUAUGUCGGUGACGAGGCACAGUCGAAGCGUGGUAUCCUAACGCUGCGAUACCCCAUCGAGCACGGUGUUGUCACCAACUGGGAUGACAUGGAAAAGAUCUGGCAUCACACCUUCUACAACGAGCUGCGUGUGGCUCCUGAGGAGCACCCCGUCCUGCUCACAGAGGCUCCUAUCAACCCGAAGUCCAACCGUGAGAAGAUGACCCAGAUUGUCUUCGAGACCUUCAAUGCUCCCGCUUUCUACGUCUCUAUCCAGGCCGUUCUGUCCCUGUACGCCUCCGGUCGUACCACCGGUAUCGUGCUGGACUCUGGUGAUGGUGUCACCCACGUUGUCCCUAUCUACGAAGGUUUCGCCCUUCCUCACGCCAUUGCCCGUGUCGAUAUGGCUGGUCGUGACUUGACCGACUACCUCAUGAAGAUCCUGGCUGAGCGUGGAUACACCUUCUCCACCACCGCCGAACGAGAAAUCGUGCGAGACAUCAAGGAGAAGUUGUGCUACGUCGCUCUUGACUUCGAGCAGGAGAUCCAGACUGCUGCCCAGAGCUCCAGCUUGGAGAAGUCCUACGAGCUUCCCGACGGCCAGGUCAUUACUAUUGGUAAUGAGCGAUUCCGUGCCCCUGAGGCUCUGUUCCAGCCUUCUGUCCUUGGUCUUGAAAGCGGUGGUAUCCACGUCACCACUUUCAACUCCAUCAUGAAGUGUGAUGUCGAUGUUCGAAAGGACCUGUACGGAAACAUUGUCAUGUCUGGUGGUACUACCAUGUACCCUGGUCUGUCCGACCGUAUGCAGAAGGAGAUUACUGCUCUUGCCCCGUCUUCCAUGAAGGUCAAGAUCAUUGCUCCCCCUGAGCGAAAGUACUCUGUCUGGAUCGGUGGUUCUAUUUUGGCAUCUCUAUCUACCUUCCAGCAAAUGUGGAUCUCUAAGCAGGAGUACGAUGAGAGCGGUCCCUCGAUCGUUCACCGCAAGUGCUUUUAAGCUUCUUAAACACCACGUGUCCGAUAACUUCUCACGAGCCCGCGAUGUUCCCAACCGGAGCAUGAGCAUUGCGCAGCUCCUACCGUUGCGAAUGUAUCCCAGUCGAGACUCGUAUCUACAAAAGGUUCUGAUAGUGGUCCGGAGAUUAGGGCUGUAUUACUCCAAGAGAAAAGAGAAUAUGAGGUGCUUUACUUUUUAGGAGGCCGUUCAAGCACGGGGUGGACUAGACAAUUCCAGCCGAGGUUGAUCAUAUACUACUUCUGUUUUUCCGUUCUCAAGUAAUAAGCCUGGUGUGAACAAUGUGAACCACAACACUUUAAGAGCCUAGACUUGUCAUUGCGUGUUUAAAUAGUGUAGAGUUGAUUGUAAUUUACGAUUGCCAAGCCCAA